AUGCUGGGACAAAGAGUUGGUUUUGUUUCAUUGUGCAAAAAUGAUAACAACAUUCCAAGUUUCACCAACUAUCAUUGUAUUAUGCACCAGCAAGUUCUGUGCUCUAAAAUUCUUGAGUCAGAUGUUAUUAUGAAAAUUGCUUUCAAAAUAGUUAAUUCUAUUCGAGCCAGAAGUUUGCUAAGGCGUCAAUUUCUAGCUCUUCUUGAAGAGACUGAAGCCGAAUACUCAUCAGACCUUUUACUACAUACAAAUGUUAGGUGGCUUAGCCGUGGUGUCUUUUUGAAAAGAUUCCGCCGAUUACUGCCAGAAAUCAAGACUUUUAUACAAUCGAAAGGAGAAAAUGUUCCUGAGCUUGAAGAUGAAACAUGGCUCAUGAAACUGGCUUUUUUUUGUGAUAUAACAGAAAAACUUAAUGACGUGCACCUGAAUCUUCAAGGAAAAGACAAAAUCGUAAUUGACAUGAUUACUUUCAUCAAAACUUUCAAGAGUCAAAUGCAAUUGCAAACAUCUCAAUUAAAACGUGGCGAACUAAAACAUAAUAAAAACAUGGAAGAAGAAUGUACGCACAAUACAAAUCGGGACUUUGAAACUUUCGCUGAACAGCUGGAGAAUUUGCACCUGGAGUUCGAAAGAAGGUUUGCGGAUUUUGCCGCUCUAGAAGAAGUGCUAAGUUUCAUGGUUUUCCCUUUUAUUGAAAAUAUUGACAUUGACAGCUUGCCCGUUAAAAUCAGCAACUUAACUGACGCCGAAUCUGUUGUGGUCGAAGAAGAAAUAGUUAAAAUAAGAAGCGACAUAUUUUUGAAAGCUAGAGCAUCUGGUAGUACAGAUUUUUGGAAACUGAUUUGCAAAGAAAAGCUUUUAUGCCUUAGAAGGGUAGCUUUAUAUUUGACGUCGUUUUUCGGAUCUACCUAUCUUUGUGAAUCAACAUUUUCAACUAUGAAUGCAAUAAAAACCAAACAUCGUUCCCGCUUAACAGACGCUCACCUAACUUCCUGUUUGCGCAUCGCAGUUACUUCGUACACUCCUCAAUAUGAUAAACUUGUGGAGAAUAUGCAGUGCCUAACAUCCUCCCAAACACGUAAAACGCACUGA
This is a messenger RNA of Phaedon cochleariae (mustard beetle), 1092 nucleotides long. Lineage: Eukaryota; Metazoa; Arthropoda; Insecta; Coleoptera; Chrysomelidae. The record is from the annotation of a GenBank genome assembly.